AUGACACCCGAUAAGUUCUGCAACGACGUAGAACUGCGUAGCACACACUGGUAUUCCAACCUUGCUACUUACUCCGCAUUUGACAUAUCAGCUCCAGCAAAACAAUCGCGCAGCGGCACUGCCAUGUCGAACAGCAAUAGUAGGGUGGUGUUCGUCGGCAAUGUGCCCUAUAACAUGACGGAAGAGCAACUCGUGGGCAUUUUCAAGUCCGUCGGUCAGGUCAUUGGAUUUAGGCUCGUCUUCGAUAGAGAUACAGCAAAACCAAAAGGCUAUGGUUUCUGUGAAUUCGCAGACCAUGAGACUGCACUCUCGGCAGUCCGCAACCUCAAUAAUACAGACUGUGGGGGCCGGCCGCUGCGUAUUGACUUGGCCGACUCUGAUCCUUUUCUGGAAGGAAAGACGACUGUGAGAGGAGAGAUUUUGGAUGGGGGGUACCCUGGGCCAUCAGAGUCGCGUGGCCAAUGGCGUUCGGGAGCAGGCGGUGGUGGUGGUGGUGGGCGAUCGAAUGACCCAGACGCGUUUUUGGCUAAUAUUCCACCUGGGAUAACCAUCCCGAAGGGUGCUUCGGCACUUGACCAUAUUAGUCGCACCCUGGCGACGCUGCCAGAGAGCCAAGUUAUCGAAGUCUUAGCUCAGAUGAAGGCUUUUGUGAUCACACACCCCGACCAAGCUCGAACGCUGCUCAUCAAGCACCCGCAGCUGGCCUACGCGCUUUUCCAGUCUCUUUUGCUGAACAAAAUUGUUGACCCGAACAUCCUAGAACGCAUGCUUGCCUCCUCACGAGGAUCAGCUGGGCCGAGUGGCGCCCCAGCUCAACCUCCACCCAACCGGGGUCCAUUGGGACCGGGCGGCAUGCCGCCGCCACACAUGCAGCAGCAGCAUAUGCCGCCAGUACCCGGGCAGUACCCACCGUCGAUGCCGCCCUUCCCGCCGCAGGGCCUGCAGCAUCCACAGCCGAUGCCAGCGAUGCAGGCGCAGCCGCCGAUGAUGGCGACGCCCCCUGCGUCGGCGAUGUAUGGGCAACAUAUCCCGCCGGCGCAGGUCCCGCCUCAACCACAGGCGUUCUACCGCCCGCCAAUGCCGCCUGCGGCACAGGUGCAGGCUCCGCCUCCCGCGCCUGUCGCGCCGCAAACAUCACAGCAACCUGUGUAUUCUGCGCAAAUGGCAGCAGCCUUUGCGGAGAUGGACCCGGAACAACAGCGGGCUAUGUGGACAGUGUUGGGUAUGACUCAGGAGCAGAUCGACAACACACCCGAACCUGCAAAGUCACAGAUCAUGGAGGUGGAAGAGCGACGUGAGCGUGAGUAG
Psilocybe cubensis is the source of this 1308-nucleotide messenger RNA. RefSeq lists its product as uncharacterized. Gene Ontology annotation, molecular function: mRNA binding. The coding region runs from base 1 to 1308 and encodes 435 amino acids. Lineage: Eukaryota; Fungi; Basidiomycota; Agaricomycetes; Agaricales; Agrocybaceae. Gene Ontology annotation, cellular component: mRNA cleavage and polyadenylation specificity factor complex. The record is from RefSeq and is a predicted model, not a curated record. The transcript has 7 exons.